CUCAAGAUAUGAAUUUAGGGUGCACAAGGACGACCCCUCUCCUCUCUACAAUAAGAGGAGACAAUACAAAACCCUAACCUAAUUCGAAGAAGAGGGCCAACCACGCUCAGUACUGUGGCCGCCGCGACUACAAUUGGAAGGGGCAUUCCAUCUGGUCUUCGACAGCGUUGCAAACUUCAGGUGAUCUGCUUCAAACAGUAAUCACUCGUGCAAUGCUCAGACCACAUUGUAGAGGAUUAAGUUACAAUGGUGAGGAUUAGUGUUUUGAAUGACGCUCUUAGGAGCAUGUAUAAUGCGGAAAAACGUGGGAAGCGCCAGGUGAUGAUUAGGCCAUCAUCAAAAGUCAUCAUUAAGUUUCUCCAAGUCAUGCAAAAACAUGGCUAUAUUGGAGAAUUUGAGCUUGUUGAUGAUCAUAGAUCUGGGAAAAUUGUUGUGGAGCUCAAUGGAAGGCUUAAUAAAUGUGGUGUGAUAAGUCCUCGUUUUGAUGUUGGGGUCAAAGAAAUUGAAUCCUGGACUGCAAGAUUGCUUCCAUCACGACAGUUUGGAUUCAUUGUCCUGACAACAUCUGCUGGCAUCAUGGACCAUGAUGAGGCUAGGAGAAAGAACGUCGGUGGGAAAGUGUUGGGAUUUUUUUACUAGAUUUAAUUUUUGACUUGAGUUCUGAGGAUUGGGUAAUUGUGGAAGUGAACUAGACCAUAUUCAACCUUUGAAGAAUUUUAAGGCUGGUGUAUUUGAAUUGAGGAAAUUAUUUAAAAUUUUGCAUUCUAUAUCA
Molecule: messenger RNA, 772 nt
Organism: Cryptomeria japonica (Japanese cedar)
Lineage: Eukaryota; Viridiplantae; Streptophyta; Pinopsida; Cupressales; Cupressaceae
Product: small ribosomal subunit protein uS8z/uS8w
Exons: 5
Coding region: 247-639 (130 amino acids)
Biological process (GO): translation
Cellular component (GO): ribosome; cytosolic small ribosomal subunit
Molecular function (GO): structural constituent of ribosome
Source: RefSeq, a predicted model, not a curated record